Molecule: messenger RNA, 1054 nt
Organism: Larimichthys crocea (large yellow croaker)
Lineage: Eukaryota; Metazoa; Chordata; Actinopteri; Sciaenidae
Product: myoD family inhibitor domain-containing protein 2-like
Exons: 3
Coding region: 47-538 (163 amino acids)
Source: RefSeq, a predicted model, not a curated record
GAAAAUAGGGGACCAUGUGUGCGAUGAAAAUGUCCCCAAGCCAGUGAUGGGUAGUCCAUCAAGACAGAUGAUGGACAGCAAGUCAGUCAGUGGGAUACGCAGGCUGAGCAUCAUCUCAGAGCAAGAACCAGACAAGCUGGACACCGAUCCCACUUCUCAUGAUCCCCGGUGUGGCAGUGAGAGGGGUGGAUCCAGCUUCUCCAUGUGUUCUGACAAGUUCAAGAAUAGCAGCAGCCGUUUCUCCUCUGAUGAUUCAUACCAGCCUGACACCGGAGACGACUGCGCAGCACUUCUUCUCGCCUGCCUCUAUUGCCGUUUCCACGAGUUAAUGGUGCUGCUACCUGAUACAUGCGAGAGGGCCGUGAGCCGCUGUUUCCCCUCGUACAGAUACAUCAAGGCGUCCACCGAGAGAGAGCAACAGGGAAAGGAUUGCUGCAAUUACAAGGUGGAACUGGACUGUAACUGCUGUGGCUCCUGUCACGACGCAGGGGAACUUAUAGAGCUGGCGAUGGAGAUAUCAGAGGUGUGCUAUCGCUGAGGAAGACCUUCUCUGACCUGCGAGCACAAUGAGUUCAAAUCACGGAUCUUUAAAAAACUUGAAUGUUCAACAAACAGCAUGACUGCCUCAUCUUAUUCACAUAUAUGUAGAAAAAAAACUGCCUGUUAGAGUUUUUUACAUUGACCUUGUGCAAGUUGACACGAUCUGUAGCAGGUGUCUACUGCCACCCUUUGAAACAGUGGCUGUUAUAAUGUGUCAGCCGUCUCACCUCACUGCUCAAAGUAAUCAAAUGCAAACAUGUUGUCCUGUUAGAGAGGGAGACAGGAGUGCAGAGAUAUGCAUGGUUAUGACUAAACCCUAAACCCAGCAUGAGAGGAUAGGAUGAGGACAUUUAGUGAACCCAGAAUGUGCGAGCAUGCCUUGAAAUAACAAUUCCAGUCAUUCACAACGAGCUGAGUUUGGUGAAGGGAGUAUAGAGUAUAGAAUGGAUUGAUGUCACGCACAGUGGGUGUCAAACUCGUUUUAGUUCAUGGGCCACACACAGCUCAAUCUCAA